Leptopilina heterotoma is the source of this 1226-nucleotide messenger RNA. RefSeq names its product mediator of RNA polymerase II transcription subunit 6 (gene MED6). Lineage: Eukaryota; Metazoa; Arthropoda; Insecta; Hymenoptera; Figitidae. Bases 114 to 809 code for a protein of 231 amino acids. Gene Ontology annotation, cellular component: mediator complex; core mediator complex. The record is from RefSeq and is a predicted model, not a curated record. The transcript has 5 exons. Gene Ontology annotation, molecular function: transcription coactivator activity. Gene Ontology annotation, biological process: regulation of transcription by RNA polymerase II.
AGCAUCGCGUGUGGAUUUGAUGAUCGUGUCAAUUUAUUCUCGUGCAAUUUACUCCUAAUUUUUACAAUUUUUAUAGUUUUUUCUUUUAAUUAGUCUUAUUUUUUAAAGUCAGAAUGAUUCCCGGACGUCCACCGGUAACAGAAAAUCUUCUGGCUUUAUCAUGGCACGACAGUGCCUGGAUUCCGAUGCUGAAUCCAACAAACAUAAUGGAUUAUUUUGCCGAACGAACCAAUCCAUUUUACGAUAGAACCUGUAAUAAUGAAACCAUUAAAAUGCAACGGCUUGGUCCCGAACAUUUAAAAAAUUUAACGGGAAUCGAAUAUAUUCUUCUUCAUGUUCAGGAACCUAUCUUAUACGUAAUUAGAAAGCAACAUCGACAUUCUCCAAAUCCCACUGAUGCCACCCCUUUAGCUGAUUAUUAUAUUAUUGCCGGUGUUGUUUAUCAGGCACCGGAUUUAUCGUCAGUAAUUAAUUCAAGAUUGUUGACGACAAUUCAUCAUUUACAAAGCGCUUUCGAUGAAGUUAGUUCGUGUUCGCGAUAUCAUCCCAGUAAAGGUUAUUCUUGGGAUUUUAAGAAUGGAAAAACCGUCACAACAAAGAAAGAGACGGUGGUGAGAGAAGAACCAAGUUCCUUAUUUCAAAGACAGAGAGUCGACAUGUUACUUGCUGAAUUGACCCGAAAAUUUCCGAUUCCAGUACCAAAACCAAUUCAACCCGCGGUCGAACCACCUGUUGAAGUGAAACAAGAACCGAAGACUGAAAAGAAAGAUAUGAAACCACCACCUGAGAAGAAGCCAAGGAUCAGUUAGUGACGAGUGAAAUUAUAAUUACGUGCAGCUUUAAUCAUCAAGUGUGUGAGUGAUUGUGUAAAUAUUUUUUUUCAUUUUUACAUUUUAAUUUAUUUUUACACUUUUGUAUGUGAAAAUAGUUUUCUUCCCUUUAUCACAAAAGAGGAAGAGCGAAUCAUAAAUUAUUUGCAUAGUACAUCGAGAUUUUAAUAUUAAAUUUAAAAAACAAAUUUUUUCUUCAAACUUUACUUUUCAUUAACUUGUAUAAAAUUAACUAAAUCUUUGAAUUUUAUUACAUCACAAAAAUAAAAAAUUUAAUUUAAUCAAAUUUAUUCAAAAAUGAAUAAAUUUAAUCGAUUUUAUGAGAUUAUAAUCAAAUUGUAAGUAACUAAUCUUACUUUUAUAUAAAAAUAUAAAUACUGCAUUAUUUACACUAAA